AUGAGAUAUGGUGGGGUACGAACUAGAGGUGGUAUGGUGCUGACCAGAGGUGAUGGGGUGCGGACCAAAGAUGGUGGGGUACAAACCAGAGGUUUAGAGAUACACGAGGUUGAUAGGUUGUUUAUUCCCCCUAAUGUCGUUGAUACAAAGACACAAUCAUUAGAUGGGGAGGUAGGAAUGAGAGAUGGUGGGGUACGAACUAGAGGUGGAGGUGUACAAACACGUGGAUGCCAUAUUUAUGAUGAUCCACACUUCCCUAUUGAUGAUGCAUCGCUAGAUUUUCCAUCAUCAUCGCCUCUACAACAUUUUGUCUUCACUUUUUCAACACCACUUGACCAGUCAUUACCUCAUUCAUCAGUUCCAUUCAUUGAUGAGGGGGUGAUACAAGAAGAUGUUGGGACAUUAUUCAUCCAGGAGCUAUUGCAUUCUUAUAUUGAUGGGCCUUCUUUUCAUAUACUUAUGUCAUCUAGUAUCAAGGUGUCAUUUACUCCAUCUACAACACCACUCAUUGUUUUGUCACUACAAUCAUUAGGACAUCUAUUUAGAGAUGUUAUGGCGACACAAAUGCAAUAUUUUCCUACACCACUUGUUGAACAACAGGGAGAGGCUCAGGUUCAAGAUCAAGGACGUGGACAUGGAAGAGGUCGAGGCCAAGGACGAGGACGAGGAAAUGGAGCAACAUUAGAUGGUCCCUCAAAUCAAUCUGAGUUGGAAAGAUGUCAUCAACGCCCAUAACCAAGAAGGAAACCUCCUUCAUGUGGCACACAUUGAUGACUUUUAUAUAUUUUAUCGAACAUAAAUUGUUAAUACAUGUUUUUUUGUUACUUGUUGGUUUAUUUGUAUUGAUGUUGCAUAUUAACUUUUAUUGGUUGUUAGUUUACUAGUAACGUAUGUUAAUUUAUCGUCUGCUGGUAUUGAA
Vitis vinifera (wine grape) is the source of this 919-nucleotide messenger RNA. RefSeq lists its product as uncharacterized. The record is from RefSeq and is a predicted model, not a curated record. The transcript has 2 exons. Lineage: Eukaryota; Viridiplantae; Streptophyta; Magnoliopsida; Vitales; Vitaceae. Bases 1 to 735 code for a protein of 244 amino acids.